AUGUUAAAUCGAGUUAAAAAGUGUCGUAAGUUGAGAGGACACGUAUCCCAUGGGCAUGGUCGAGUUGGAAAGCAUCGUAAGCAUCCUGGAGGUCGUGGAAAGGCCGGAGGUCUGACUCAUCACCGAACACUCUUUGAAAGAUACCAUCCAGAUUACUUUGGUAAACGUGGAAUGUGUGUUUUCUUUGAAAGGAAGAACAAGCAGUAUAUGCCGAUAAUUUCAGUUGAUAAGUUAUGGAGUUUAGUUGAUAAGGCUGGAGCUUUUGAUGAAGCCGUUGCCGAUCAAACUAAGGUACCCGUUUUAAACCUACCAGACUUUGGAUACUUCAAGGUUGUUGGUAGUGGCAACAAGCCAAUUAUGCCAAUUGUCGUCAAGGCUCGCCAAUUUACUCCUGAAGCUGAAAGGAAGAUUGUUGAAGCUGGAGGCCAAUGUGUCCUCACAGUUUAG
Molecule: messenger RNA, 447 nt
Organism: Nematocida homosporus
Lineage: Eukaryota; Fungi; Microsporidia
Product: large subunit ribosomal protein L27Ae
Exons: 1
Coding region: 1-447 (148 amino acids)
Biological process (GO): translation
Cellular component (GO): cytosolic large ribosomal subunit
Molecular function (GO): structural constituent of ribosome
Source: RefSeq, a predicted model, not a curated record